Peromyscus californicus insignis is the source of this 2560-nucleotide messenger RNA. RefSeq names its product pterin-4 alpha-carbinolamine dehydratase 2 (gene Pcbd2). NCBI's taxonomy places the organism in Eukaryota, Metazoa, Chordata, Mammalia, Rodentia, Cricetidae. Gene Ontology annotation, molecular function: 4-alpha-hydroxytetrahydrobiopterin dehydratase activity. The transcript is spliced from 5 exons. Gene Ontology annotation, biological process: tetrahydrobiopterin biosynthetic process. The record is from RefSeq and is a predicted model, not a curated record. Bases 9 to 773 code for a protein of 254 amino acids.
UCACCACAAUGUUAAAACCCUGGCCCCACACCAUUUUAAAGGGUGAAUUUUAUUGUCAAUUACAUCUGAAGAAAAAGAAUGGCAAAAGAAUAAUAAAGAUUAAUACACACACACGGCAUAUAAAAGAACACGUCUCCACACGUGGGAGGCAAUUCGCCUCCACCGGUCCUGGCCCGUCUCGGGUCUCUCAGGGAGGGUGUACCUGUGCAUGCAGGACAGUCCAUGCAGGAGCAAGCUCAGCUUCCAAGACCACCGAGCACGCAGGGGUGGCCCCACGCGGCGAGCACCGGCGGGCGCGGCAGCCAUCCCGCUCCGGGGGCCUUCGGAGCCUGGGCCGCGUCAGGCAGCGCGCCGGGCAGCCCGGGGCCAUGGCGGCGGCGGCGGCGGCGGCGGCGGCGGGAGCGCGCGGCGCCCUCCGGGGGUUGGCGGCGCUGCGCGGCCGGGGUGCGAGCCGGGCGGCCAUGUCUUCAGGUGCACAGUGGCUGACAGCAGAGGAGAGGAACCAACUUAUUCCUGGCUUGAAAGCAGCAGGAUGGUCGGAAUUAAGUGGGAGAGAUGCCAUCUACAAAGAGUUCAUCUUCAAAAAUUUUAAUCAGGCCUUUGGCUUUAUGUCCAGGGUUGCCCUACAAGCAGAGAAGAUGAAUCAUCACCCAGAAUGGUUCAAUGUGUACAACAAGGUCCAGAUAACUCUCACUUCACAUGACUGUGGAGGCUUAACCAAACGGGAUGUGAAGCUGGCCCAGUUCAUUGAAAACGCUGCUGCUUCUCUGUGAUCUCUUUCAAAAUGGGUUGAAGGAGAGGACAAGUGUCUUGUCCAUGGCUCCAGUAAGAUGUGGCAAUUCAAGGACUUCCUAUCAUCGCGAUGGCCCCCUCUCCAUUAUUGGGCUUUAAUGAAUUGAGAAAGAACUAAGAGCCAUACGUUUUCACAGUGUGUGUUGUCACCGGUGAACUGAGUGUCUGACUUAGUCUCUACUGAAGAUCAUCUCUGUAAGGACCUCACUCCACAGGCCUGAAGAGCAAUCGUAUUCGGAGCAAAACCCCUUACUGCCCCACCAUGCCACUGCUGCUACAACAUGAGGAACCUGUGUGGUCACGUGAGAAGGUCCAAGCUCCCCCAAACCAGUUCCUGGCCGGUUCAGUUAGCCGUGCCUUAGUUCCUUUCUCAUUGCGAACAAAUGUCCUAAAGAAAGCGGCUUAAAGGAGGAGGAGGGUUUAUCCUCUGAGGCUCUCCAUUAGCGGCUACAGUCCAUCAAGGCGUGAAAAGGUGGCCGCAGGUAUGUGAACUGGUCACAUUGCAUCUGUAGUCAGGAACCUAUGGGAUGGUGCUUAGGUGGGCCCCCUCUUCUCAGUUAGCCCCCAUAGACAUACCCAGAGGUGUGUCUCCUGGUCAACCUGACACAGCAUACUACCGUCCCAUUUUAUUUUAAAUUAAUUUUAGCGUCAUAUACAAUGUAGCGAUUAGUGUUUGCUAAUUUUUGUUUGUAUUUUCAAGACAGGAUAUCCUGUAUCUCCGGCUCACCUCCUUCUUGCUGUGGGAUGUUCUGUAUGUUAAAUGUGUUGCUCUAAUUGGUUAAUAAAUAAAACACUGAUUGGCCAGUAGCCAGGCAGGAAGUAUAGGCAGGACAAGGAGAGAAUAAAUUGUGGGAACAGGAAGGCUGAGGCAGAGAGACACUGCCAGCCACCGUCAUGACAAGCGAGAUGUAAGGUACCGGUAAGCCAUGAGCCAUGUGGCAACUUAUAGACUAAUAGAUAUGGGUUAAUUUAAGAUAUAAGAACUAGAUAACAAGAAGCCUGCCGCGGCCAUACAGUUUAGAAAAAAUAUAAGUCUCUGUGUUUUUACUUGCUUGGGGUCUAAGCAGCUGUGGGACUGGUGGGUGAGAGAGAGAUUUGUCCUGACCGUGGGCCAGGCAGGACUGGAGAAAACUCUAGCUACACCUUCUCUCUUUAAAAAAUUUAUUUUUAAUUUGUAUGUAUGUGCCUGCAUGAGUUUAUGUGUGCCAUGUGCAUGCAGGUACCCAGAGAGGCAGGAGGGUAUUGGAUCUUCUGAAACUGCAGUUACAGGUGGCUGUGAGCCACCAAACAUGGAUUCUUGGAAUCAAACAUAGGUCUUCGGCAAGAAUAGUAAGUACUCUUAAAGCCUGAGCCAUCUCUCUAGUCCCCAAAGGAAUGGUUUUCUCAUGGCAUCUUCAUACAUAUUAUACUUGGUGGGAACAUGGAAUUUAGGGUAACCUAAGUCUGUGUUCCUGGGUCGUAGUCAUGCAGAAUGGCUCCGUAAUAAAUGACCUCUUACUUCCUUUUGAAGGUGAGAUCCAUGUUUGUUUGUUUUUGCAUUGACAAAGGUUAUAGUUAAGAAGUAAAAAGAAGCCCGUGGUGGUGGCACAUUUCUUUAAUCCCAGCACUCGGGAGGCAGAGGCAGGUGGAUCUCUGUGAGUUCGAGGCCAGCCUGGUCUACAGAGCGAGAUCCAGGACAGCCAGGGUUACACAGAGAAACCCUGUCUCGAAAAACCAAAAAAAAAUAAAAUAAAAUAAAAUAAAAAGAGAAAAGGACGAGAGAAAGAAG